AUACAUAACAAUUGAAUGCAAUAUUAAAUGAGAGAAACGUGUGUUACAUAUGAUGUGAUAUUUUUAUACAAUUUUGUUGACAAUUAGUGUCCGAUUAGUUCCCGACAAUGAGUACGGUAUUGGAGAAAAUCGCCGCAAUUGAGGCCGAGAUGGCCCGAACCCAGAGGAAUAAGGCAACGAUGGGUCACUUGGGUCUUCUGAAGGCACGAUUGGCUAAACUUCGGCGCGAAUUAAUUACACCGAAAGGAGGCGGUGGACCAACAGGAGAGGGCUUCGAUGUGGCCAAGACUGGAGAUGCGCGCAUAGGUUUUGUCGGCUUUCCAUCUGUCGGGAAAUCUACACUUCUGACCACUUUAGCCGGCGUUUACUCCGAAGUGGCCGCCUAUGAGUUUACUACUUUGACCACUGUUCCCGGAGUAAUCAAAUAUAAGGGCGCGAAAGUCCAGCUUUUGGAUCUUCCGGGUAUUAUAGAGGGUGCUAAAGAUGGUAAAGGAAGAGGUCGACAGGUGAUAGCUGUGGCGCGUACUUGUAGUUUGAUUUUUAUUGUGUUGGAUGUGUUAAAGCCGUUGCAACAUAAAAAGCUCAUUGAGAAAGAAUUAGAGGGUUUCGGUAUUAGACUGAACAAAGAUCCGCCACAACUGACAGUCCGUAAAAAGGAUAAGGGAGGCAUCAAUUUGCAGUGUUUGGUACAACAAUCGGAGUUGGAUUUGGAUACAGUCAAGACAAUACUCGCCGAGUAUCGUAUACACAACGCCGACGUCUUUAUCAAAUAUGACGCCAAUUCAGAUGACUUGAUUGACGUGAUUGAGGGCAACCGGAUCUAUACGCCGUGUAUUUAUGUGCUCAAUAAAAUUGAUCAGAUUUCGGUAGAAGAGUUGGAUAUCAUUUAUCGGAUCCCACAUACUGUGCCCAUCUCAGCCCAUCACAAGUGGAACUUCGAUGACUUACUGUACAAAACAUGGGAUUAUCUAAAACUUCAGCGAAUUUAUACCAAACCUAAAGGACAAUUACCCGAUUAUGAAUCGCCAGUUAUAUUGAGUCAGGACAGGAAAUCUGUUGAAGAUUUUUGUAAUAAACUUCAUAAGAGUAUUAUGAAGGAGUUUAAAUAUGCAUUAGUUUGGGGGACAUCUGUCAAACACAACCCUCAAAAGGUUGGCAAAGAUCACGUACUCAAUGAUGAAGAUGUCGUACAAGUAGUUAAAAAGAUUUAAAAAUGGUAAAGCAAUUUCUUAAUUUAAGAUAUUUUGUAAAAUAUUUGCGAAAAUAAAAGUUU
Oppia nitens is the source of this 1273-nucleotide messenger RNA. It is a transcript of the gene 128up, whose product is annotated as GTP-binding protein 128up-like. The record is from RefSeq and is a predicted model, not a curated record. Gene Ontology annotation, cellular component: cytoplasm. NCBI's taxonomy places the organism in Eukaryota, Metazoa, Arthropoda, Arachnida, Sarcoptiformes, Oppiidae. Gene Ontology annotation, biological process: cytoplasmic translation. The transcript has 7 exons. Gene Ontology annotation, molecular function: GTP binding; GTPase activity. Bases 108 to 1211 code for a protein of 367 amino acids.